This is a messenger RNA of Populus trichocarpa (black cottonwood), 1986 nucleotides long. RefSeq names its product probable beta-1,4-xylosyltransferase IRX10L. The record is from RefSeq and is a predicted model, not a curated record. The coding region runs from base 394 to 1647 and encodes 417 amino acids. Gene Ontology annotation, molecular function: glucuronoxylan glucuronosyltransferase activity; 1,4-beta-D-xylan synthase activity. Lineage: Eukaryota; Viridiplantae; Streptophyta; Magnoliopsida; Malpighiales; Salicaceae. The transcript has 4 exons. Gene Ontology annotation, biological process: plant-type secondary cell wall biogenesis; glucuronoxylan biosynthetic process.
AAUUGUUGAAAAACAUUGGCUGUGGUCUGGUAAUGAGAUGGACUUUCCAUCAAACCACACAGGCAGCACAUAAAAAAUAAUAAUAAAAAAAAACUUAAAAAAUAGCCUUAAGAAUCUUCUCUGCGUGUUUCUUGAUGCAGAUUCUCUAUCAAGAUCUCUGGCUCUUCGUCUAUUUCUUGUAAUUCUUUUUAAAGAAAACUUUCUCUUAACUACUUCUGUGACAUUUCAACUGUAAUGAUAAUAUUUUUAAAGCUUAAAAAUCUCUUCUUUCUUCUCAGAAGCUAAUAAAGCCUUCUUCUUUGUGGGUAUAUCCUCUCGAAAACCCACCUUUCCUUCUCUCUGAUUCCUUAAACUUGGUUCUCUGUGUGAUUUCAUUGGAUUAGAAGCAAGAAAAUGGAGAUUUGGAAAUGGGUUUUUGUUGGGGUUCUUUGGUAUGCUGGUUUUGUAUUGAGUACUGGUGCUGUGGAGCUGGGCAGGAGUCAACACACUGAGAGGAUUUCAGGAAGUGCUGGUGAUGUUUUGGAAGAUGAUCCUGUUGGAAGGCUGAAAGUUUUUGUCUAUGAACUUCCAAGAAAAUACAAUAAAAAGAUUCUACAAAAGGACCCAAGAUGCCUCACCCACAUGUUCGCAGCUGAGAUCUUUAUGCAUCGGUUUCUAUUAUCUAGCCCUGUUAGAACCCUAAACCCCGAUGAAGCUGAUUGGUUUUAUACUCCUGUAUAUACAACCUGUGAUUUGACAACAAAUGGCCUUCCUUUGCCUUUCAAAUCACCGCGAAUGAUGAGAAGUGCUAUACAGCUUAUUUCUUCAAACUGGCCCUAUUGGAAUCGGACGGAAGGUGCUGACCACUUUUUUGUAGUGCCACACGACUUUGGAGCAUGCUUCCAUUAUCAAGAAGAGAAGGCUAUUGAAAGAGGAAUUCUUCCCUUGCUCCAACGUGCCACCUUGGUGCAAACUUUUGGACAAAGAAAUCAUGUUUGCUUAAAAGAUGGUUCCAUUACUGUUCCUCCAUAUGCUCCUCCACAGAAAAUGCAAACCCACCUGAUUCCUGAGAAAACUCCUAGGUCAAUUUUUGUGUACUUCAGAGGAUUGUUUUAUGAUGUAGGAAAUGACCCAGAAGGUGGCUAUUAUGCAAGAGGUGCUAGAGCAGCGGUCUGGGAGAACUUCAAGGACAAUCCGCUUUUUGACAUUUCCACAGAGCACCCAGCAACAUAUUACGAAGAUAUGCAGCGGGCUGUUUUCUGUUUGUGUCCCCUUGGCUGGGCCCCAUGGAGUCCAAGAUUGGUUGAAGCAGUGAUAUUUGGCUGUAUCCCUGUUAUUAUAGCAGACGACAUUGUUUUACCCUUUGCUGAUGCAAUCCCAUGGGAAGAAAUUGGGGUGUAUGUAGAUGAGGAAGAUGUUCCAAAUUUGGACACCAUACUCACUUCCAUUCCACCUGAAGUAAUAUUGAGGAAGCAGAGAUUGCUAGCUAACCCUUCAAUGAAGCAGGCUAUGCUAUUCCCACAACCUGCUCAACCAGGAGAUGCUUUCCAUCAAGUAUUGAAUGGACUUGCACGAAAAUUGCCUCAUGAUAGAAGUGUUUACCUGAGACCAAGUGAGAAGAUCUUAAACUGGACUGCAGGUCCAGUUGGUGACCUGAAACCUUGGUAGCAGCUAUAACCGGAUGCUCCUUGAAGAGAUUCUUAGCAGCCUCUCCGGUAGUCCUUCCAACGAAGCUGGUUUAAUCAAGGCGGCUGUUUACCUAAAGUGUAAAUCUUGGUUUUUCACUUUAAUAUGUCAGAUUAAGCAUCCAUUAUGUAGGGUCAAGGAUGUUACUGUUAGUCGUAUUCUGCCUUGGGUGAAGAAACCUUAAAUGGGGUCUGCAAUAUGUUCUGAUCCCGUUGAUUGACAACCUCAUGGUAGCAUAUCACCCAUGCUCUGAAACAAAGCUUAAAUUGUUGUUAGGGUUUCUGAUUUAUGCCAACAAUAAAAGUUUUAAAACUAAACAAA